AAGAAGGACGUGAAGGAAUUUCCGCUGACGUCACCGCGUAUGUCCAUAUCAGGGCUGCAGCUGUCCGAGAGCAACAAUAACAAGCGCUACUCCGCAGCCUGAGCGCAGCUUUAACGGCGCUGACAGCACCGAAUACCGUCGAAAUGCUCAAAAUGCAGCUUUCGAAUUAACUCUGCCGUUUGUUUCUUUGUCCUCCGAGCUGAACUCCGGCUGUCGUUCACGCUGACGCCGCCGAACACAGACUCGGGCGCAGGGGGAGCUUUGCAAUUUGCGGCUGCAUCUGGGUCAGUGGGCCCGACGUUAACCGCACCAGAGGUUUGCUUAUCCCCGUGGACCUGUCAGCUGUUCGUACACGCACCAUAUCGCCGUUAUAAACCGUGGCAACAUGGAGGCUAACGGUGGAGGACAGGACCGGGAUUCCGAGCUCUCCUGUCGAAACGGUACUCAGAAUGGCGAGUCGUCCUCCACCGUGGCCGCUCACUCCAACGGACUUAUCUCGGUAACCAACAAUGGCAACGCUGUCAGCAACAACAACGGAGUGGCAGCCCAGCCCGCCUCCAACAACAACAACAGCAGCAGCGCGGCGGAUGGCGGGUCGGGUGUCAAGAAGAAGAAGCGCCUGUCUCAGUCCGAGGAGGAUGUCAUCAGGCUCAUAGGACAACAUCUGAACGAUUUAGGUCUCAACCAGACGGUGGACCUCCUGAUGCAAGAGUCUGGCUGCAGACUGGAACACCCCUCUGCCACCAAGUUUCGCAAUCACGUCAUUGAAGGAGAGUGGGACAAGGCUGAGAGUGACCUGAAUGAGCUGAAGGCACUGAUGCAUUCUCCUAGUGCUAUAGUGCGGAUGAAGUUCCUACUCCUGCAGCAGAAAUAUCUGGAAUAUCUGGAGGACGGGAAGGUGCUGGAGGCCCUGCAGGUCCUCAGAGCCGAACUCACCCCUCUCAAAUAUAACACGGAGCGCAUCCACAUCCUGAGCGGGUACCUGAUGUGCAGUCAUGCAGAGGACCUGCGAGCCAAAGCUGAGUGGGAGGGCAAAGGCACAGCAUCGCGCACCAAACUGCUGGACAAACUCCAAAGUGAGUGCAGUGACUCACACGGUCACAUGAAACAGUUCCCCUGCUACACACAGCAGAUUCUCACAGAACACUGCAAUGAAGUCUGGUUCUGCAAGUUCUCCAACGAUGGCACAAAACUGGCAACUGGCUCCAAAGACACCACAGUCAUUGUGUGGCAAGUCGACAUGGACAUCCAGCAGCUGAAGUUGAUGAAGACUCUUGAAGGUCAUGCUUAUGGAGUUUCCUACCUGGCAUGGAGCCCUGAUGAUGCUUAUCUGAUAGCCUGCGGCCCUGACGACUGCUCCGAGCUGUGGCUGUGGAAUGUGCAGACGGGGGAGUUGCGAACAAAGAUGAGUCAGUCCCACGAGGAUAGCCUAACCAGCGUGGCCUGGAACCCAGAUGGCAAACGCUUUGUCACCGGCGGCCAGAGGGGCCAGUUCUACCAGUGUGACUUGGAUGGAAACCUCCUGGACUCCUGGGAGGGAGUUCGGGUGCAGUGCCUGUGGUGUCUCAGUGACGGCCGCACAGUCCUCGCAUCUGACACCCACCAACGCAUCCGAGGAUACAAUUUUGAGGACCUGACAGACAGAAACAUGUACGUCAUCAGAGUAACUGAAGUACUAAUUAGUCAUUAUUACUUUAAUAGUAAAUGUAUCUGUUCUGUCUUUCUGGAGACGUCUCUGCAACUGUUUUAAGGAUCUGAGAAACUACUGAACACUUCAGUCCCAAAACACUGGUUGUAGAGAUGUUUGCUGUCUACAGUCUGGAAUACAUCGAUCUAUUGGAUCUUUUCACAAACGAGCAAGAGCAGAUUGUCCUGUAUGAGAUGAGAUUUAACAGCCACAGAUAUUCACUGCAAGUGUCUUAAUGAAUGUCAAUAACUUCUCGUGAUGAACUCAGCCAACAAAGGUCAUGUUUGGCCUUAUAUCUGUGCGUUCAUCAGUAGGUGUGUCAGCUGAUACGUUUCUUACCAGUACCAGUUCCUCCUUAGAAGGACUCGGUCACUCCACACCUGAUUAAUUUGAAAGAAAUGUGGAAAUAUUUUGCCAAGAAACCAAAUAUGAUCAAACUUGGACUUAUUCACUACUUUGUUACACUUGUUACACUGUCACACUUAGAUGUGUCAGAUCAUCAAACUACUUUAAGUAUUAGACAAUGUUAACCUUAAAUAAUCUUAAUAAAUAAGAAGAAAUACUGAGUCC
This is a messenger RNA of Pundamilia nyererei, 2257 nucleotides long. It is a transcript of the gene wdr26a, whose product is annotated as WD repeat domain 26a. Bases 386 to 1750 code for a protein of 454 amino acids. NCBI's taxonomy places the organism in Eukaryota, Metazoa, Chordata, Actinopteri, Cichliformes, Cichlidae. The record is from RefSeq and is a predicted model, not a curated record. Gene Ontology annotation, biological process: proteasome-mediated ubiquitin-dependent protein catabolic process. The transcript is spliced from 9 exons. Gene Ontology annotation, cellular component: GID complex. Gene Ontology annotation, molecular function: protein binding.